AUGGGUAGUGUGAAUUACUCAAAAGGUUCCUGGCUACAAAGAUUUGCAAAUGGGAAACCUGUGAGAAAACCCAAGCAGCAAGAGCCUUGGAAGGCAGUAGCUGAUCAAAGCCGAGACAUCAUUGCUUCUGCUCAGUGCAUCUUGGACAGAGAAAAAUUUGUGAGGGAGCUGGACAGAUAUUUGAAGCAGAAUGAUUUCCUAGAUCUGAGAAAGACAGAGCUUCUGUACAAAAAAUAUCUUGAUAAUGUUUCAGAGCCACUUAUGCAAAAAAUGAAGAAAAAAAUGGACAGCCAGUCAGAGAAAGAAGUGUGGAAAAGGAGACAAGAACAAUUCUCUCAAUAUUUAAACUACUUUACAAAGAAGGGUUAUGUGUUUUUGGAUGAUUAUGACCCAUCAGAGUAUGAUCCAUUCUUCCAGAAGACGUGCACAGACUGCUGGAAGGUGACGAGGAACUCAUCAACUAGCACAAUGACAGAGAGAGCCAAUGAUGUCACCUGUGCUCCAGCUGACCACAGCCAUCAAAGGUACCCUUUACACAAUUAAGUUACAUGCACUGCCAAAGCAAGUGAGAGCAGGCCAGGCAGGUCUUUG
Melozone crissalis (California towhee) is the source of this 591-nucleotide messenger RNA. It is a transcript of the gene FAM228B, whose product is annotated as family with sequence similarity 228 member B. The transcript has 5 exons. The coding region runs from base 1 to 543 and encodes 180 amino acids. NCBI's taxonomy places the organism in Eukaryota, Metazoa, Chordata, Aves, Passeriformes, Passerellidae. The record is from RefSeq and is a predicted model, not a curated record.